Messenger RNA from Microplitis mediator, 1165 nucleotides. RefSeq names its product glyoxylate reductase/hydroxypyruvate reductase-like. The transcript has 4 exons. Gene Ontology annotation, cellular component: cytosol. Gene Ontology annotation, molecular function: hydroxypyruvate reductase (NADH) activity; hydroxypyruvate reductase [NAD(P)H] activity; NAD binding. NCBI's taxonomy places the organism in Eukaryota, Metazoa, Arthropoda, Insecta, Hymenoptera, Braconidae. The coding region runs from base 100 to 1059 and encodes 319 amino acids. The record is from RefSeq and is a predicted model, not a curated record.
AUAAUAAAGCGCGCAGUUUAUCAGUUAAUAGUUUUCCAGUCUCUCUGAUAAGAUAAACAAUUUUUUUGUUUUGAUUUUAAAAUUAACUAAAUCACGAACAUGUCGAAGCCAAAGGUUCUGGUAGCUCGUGAUGACAUUCCGUCAGCUGGUCUAGAUCUUUUGCGGACAAAAUGUGAGCUGACAAUUAUUCCGGGUGCGAGUCCAACGAGAGAAGAAAUUCUUCGUGCUAUACCUGGACAUGACGCUCUUUUUUUAGUAGGCCACCAUAAUGUAAAUUCCGAGUUUCUGGACAUGGCUGGGUCAUCUCUGAAAGUUAUUUCGACGAUGUCAGCUGGAUACGAUCAUCUGGAUGUACCGGAAAUAAAACGUCGGGGUAUUAAAGUUGGGCAUACUCCGGUUGUUUUAAACGCAGCGGUAGCAGAAGUUGCUGUCAUGCUUUUAUUAAAUGCAGCACGACGUGCUCAUGAAGGCCGUUUAUUACUUGAAGCAGGCAAGACAGAGAAUAAACCCACGUGGUUACUGGGUCAAGACAUUCGUGGCUCUACGGUUGGAAUCGUCGGAUUAGGAAUGAUCGGUCUGGCGAUCGCUAAAAGACUGAUUCCAUUUGAAAUCGGACGAUUUUUAUACACCGGUCACUCGCCUAAAAAAAGGGGCGAUGAAAUAGGAGCCGAAUUUGUGUCACUGGACGAUCUUUUGGAGCGCAGUGACUUUGUGGUCGUCGCUGCUCCGCUGACAAUCGAGACCCGGGGGCUUUUUGACGACGCGGCGUUUGGCAAAAUGAAAAAAACUGCAGUAUUUGUUAACAUCGCUCGUGGUGCUAUUGUGAAAACUGAUGCUCUGGUAAAAGCUCUGAAGGAAAACAAAAUAUUUGCCGCUGGGCUGGAUGUCACUGACCCUGAGCCUCUGCCAACGGACCACGAGUUACUCAAACUUCCAAAUUUAGAAAUAGUUCCCCAUAUUGGCAGUGCUACUGUCAAAACUCGCAAUGACAUGGCAGUUGUUGCUGCUCAGAAUAUUAUCAAUGCUAUGGAAGGGAAACCUCUUGUCUAUCCGCUGUGAAGUUUUCUACAAUUUUCACAUAAUUAAUUAAUUAAUUAAUUUUUCAUCGUUUUGUUUCAUAAGUAUGAACUUAAAAAUAAAAUAAAAGGAACCAGGAACUGGACAA